Molecule: messenger RNA, 10096 nt
Organism: Schistosoma guineensis
Lineage: Eukaryota; Metazoa; Platyhelminthes; Trematoda; Strigeidida; Schistosomatidae
Source: the annotation of a GenBank genome assembly
AUUGAUUUACAUGGUUAUUUUACAUCUCUCACAAUAUUUACGGUAUAAAUUUUUAAACUUUCCAUUCAUUUAAACUCAAUAAUCAAACAAAAUUUUCGCAUUCAUAGUUAAUAACUCUAUAGAAGAUACAAAUAUACCAAAAUCAAUUGUCAGUUCACAUAUUGAAGCAUAUUGGAAUUCAAAGAAACGUUUCAGUGGAAUAAUGGAACUUCCAUCGUGUCCUAGUGAAUCUGUCAGUGAAAUGUAUUUUGAUGCAAUGGAAAAUGUUCAACAAAUUAAUUCUCAAAAUGUUCAUGCAUCACAGUUAUCACAAAUAGAUAAAUGUGAAGUGAUUAAAACUUCAUUUAAUCAAAAAUCUACUUCAUCCUCAUCGUAUUAUACUGCUGAGGAACCAAUAGAUGAGAUUGGAAAAGAUCAAGCUCCAUCUACAAAUCUGUUCGAAUCUUAUUCAACAUUGGAUGGUGUACAGACUCCGUUUUCAGAGGAUCAACAAUCUCUUGCAGACUUCCAAAUGUCUCCUGAAAAUCGGGGAAAUCAAACUCAACCAUUAACAACUACAUCUACUAAUAUGACAGGAACUGAUACUUUAGCUAAACAGUUAACGGUUAAUGCUGGUGAACAAAUUCAGUUCAAUGCAUCAUUCACUAUUACUGGUCCAGUUGCUUAUGAAACAACUUGGUAUAUGAAUGGCGAACCAAUGAAACCUGAUAUAGGUGCUGAAAUGAUAUUGUCGGAUCGUGAUACACGUUUACUUAUAUCAAAUGCUGAUCCUUUGAUACAUUCAGGAACAUAUUCAUGUCGUUGUCGUCUUUUUGAGGGCACUGAAACUGCUGUUUAUUUUUGUGUUAAUAUACUAACAGCCAAACUAGAUAGCAAUGAUGCAAAUGAUAAUGAAUCAGAUCAGCUGAAACUAACAAAUUUUAUGCAGGCUGAUUUAUUUCAUCCAUUUACCAAAGAAUUAGAUUUACCAAUAGGUAAACUUUUAGAAAUUCAAGUUAAGAUUGAUGAAGAAACUGUAUUGAAACAAAUGGAGAAUAAUAAUAAGGAAAAUAUUCAAGUUAAUUGGUAUCAAAACUCAACACUAAUUGAACCUAGUUCAACGUGUGAAAUGCUCAAAAUUAAUGACCAGUUUAUUUUACGAUCAACUACAAAUAAUUUACAACCUGAUAAGUUAUACAACUACACAUGUAUGUUAAGACUGCCUGAAAAUUCUUCUAUGUCUCCAGCACCAAGUAUCACCAUACCGGUAAGUUUUCAUUGUCCAACAGUUAAAGAAUUAGAAACUGAAUUGAAGAACUGUACCGACAAAAAUAAGGCAGACAAAGAAGCAUCAAUAACAAAGACAAAGAAAGAUGAUAUGGAAGGUAAAGAAGGCAGCAUGAAUAAAACGGAUGGAGAAGGAUAUAAAAAAGAGAGCAAAGAAGGGAAGGAUGAAAAGAAGAAGAAUUUAGUACCAACAAAGGAUCAAGCGGAAAACGGAAUGAAAACGAAGCCAGUCGGAGAUGUUGAAUUAAAGCCUGAAUCAGAAACAUCUCAGAAGAAGAAUAUCAGGGGCGUAACAGAACAAACAGAAGACACAGGACAAGGGGAAGAAAUCAAAACGGUCCUAGAAACCGAUUCCGAAAUGAAGAGGGUAGUUGGAGAAUUUAAUAGGGAAGAAAAAGAUAGUGAAGAAAAUAAAGUGGAUGUUAGAGUAGGUGACACAGCUGAGUCACUCAGUGACGAGAAGAGAGAAGAAGGAAAGAAUAAAGUGGAGAAAUCCGACGAAAUACAAACUUUAGAUAAAGGUAAAAAGAGAAGGGUAAGUAGAUCGACUUGGAAGGAUGACAAUAAGGACAGUGAAAAGCUAGUUAGUCAAAUCUUAGUGGAAAAUGAAGUGAACAGAACAAAGCAAACGCUGGAAAAAGAAGAUAAGUUAGAUGACCAAAAUCAGAAGGAAGUAAUCACUAGUGAAGCAGAAGAAUUCCCGGAACACCAUGAUGUAAAAGACAAGAAUAAGACUGAGACAGUGAAAGCAGUACACAAUCAAAUUACAAUAGAUUUCAACAAUUCAGAAAGCACAACAUCUCAAAAUAAACAAACUUUAAUUGAUCAGGUAACGAUCAGUGGAUUAGAACUUAAAUCAGUUAAAAAGGAUAAAAAGAAAGAGAAAGAUGGCGAGACUGGCCAAGAGACUAAAAAGAAGAAGAAAAGUGACGGAAAGAUAGGAAUGGAUAAUACUGAAUCGAUUGUUAGUACAGAAUAUCCAACAGAAAAUCAUGUGAACAACAAACCAGAAUCAUUUAAGGAUUAUCAACAAAUUAAUACAGAAUCAUUUCAGAAGCCACAACGUCGAGAAAGUAAGGCAAAGAAGCAUGGAAAAGAUACAAAGAAGAAUAGAUCAGUUGCUGAUACUACUAGUACUACUAGUACUACUACUACUACUACUACUACUACAGGAGAUGAAGAAGAUCUAGCUAAAGAUUACAUAAAAAACAAGGAGGGAAACGAACCGAAAACACAGAUGAACCUGGUUGGAGUAGAAAUUGGCAAAAACAAUCAGGAAGUACUUGAUACGAUGCCAACAACCGAUGCUUUACAGAAUGAAGCAGAAAAUAGAGAAAAACAAUGGAAAGAGGAAAAGAAAAAGAAACGAGAAAAAUCGAAAAAUAUUGAUAAGGAAAAUGAAGAUAAUUAUGUUAGCACUAGAAGGCAAUCAAUAGUCGGCGAACAAGAUCCAAACAAAAUAGAACUGAUUGAGGACCAGAAACAAGUAGAAAAACGUAAGAAGCAUCGAAAAUCAAUAACAGAAGUUGAUAAAAAUGACGUACAGUGUGAACCAUUAGAAGCUGAAGAAAAAUAUAUGGAAACCAACACUAUGGAUGAUGACCAAAGUGAAGAAAAGAAAGUCAAAGAAGAAUAUAAGGGUAUGGAAUUAAAAUCCGAUUUAAAAUUAAAUAACAGUGAAAAACAAGAUAUUCCUAAUGACCAAUAUAAAACAAAUGAAUAUGAUACUGCUUAUUUAUCACCAAUAAAAGAUCUUGAUCAUGAUCAUGAAGAUGAUAAUAAUAAUAUUUUUUCUACUGAAUUAUUAUCAAAAUAUAUUUGUAAACAAGGUGAAACAUUGAAAUUAGCUGUUGAAUUAAAAAAUAAUGUAUUUGUUAAAUAUUUUGAAUGGUUAGUAAAUGAAAAAAUGAUUGAUCCUGAAUCAACUGCCGAUUUUGUUGUAUGGCAAACUGGUAAUUGGAUUGCAUUGACAAUACCAAAUGUUAGACCAGAUUUAACUGGAACUUAUAAACUACGUGUUGUUACUCCAUCUGGUGAAUAUUAUACAACAGGUGAUCUGUCAGUGAAUGGACAAAAACUACAAACGAAACUAUAUAUCCCAUCACAAGUAGAAGGACUUAAACCAUUAUUUACCAAGAAACUUCAAGAUUACACCGCUGAAGUGAAUGAAACGGUUAGAUUUAGUGGACGUUUAGUAGCUGAGCCACCUGCCACAAUUAUUUGGAAACAUAAUGGUAUUCAAAUUGAAAACAACAAAAGAAUUGAAAUCUAUAAUGAUAAUAUUAAUCCAUUACUUAUUAUACAGAAUGUAAAAGAUGAAGAUUAUGGUGAAUAUAUAUGUUCUGCAUCAAAUGUACUUGGUCAAACUGAAACAAAAGCAGUUUUAUAUAUACAAAGUACUUUAUAUGAACCCAAUAGUUACGAGCAUGAUACAACUGAACCGUACGAGUCUACUGCUAGACCAACACGGUGUUCAGUUUUGCCGUCAAGAGUAAGUAAUAUUGAACUAAUUGAAGUAAACGAUGAUGGUUUCAAGAUUGCCUGGGAUCCACUAAAUGAACAAGUGACAUAUAAUGUCGAAAUUAGUAAUGAUGCAGGUCGAUGGUGGAAACCUGUACUAACCAACUUACACGAAGUUUCAGCUUACAUCUCAAACGACGUUGCGUGUCCUUUGAAUCCCGUACAAGUAAGGAUAGUAGCUGAAAAUGAAUUUGGCCUUGGACCACCUUGUUUCCCGGUACUUCGUUUACCUAUACGAGCAUGUCUUCCUCACAUGCAAGCAGUUAAACCAGAGGUUGAAUCUGAAGAAGCAACGGCUAUUAAAAUUCGAUGGUGUCCAGCAGUGCCUGCACUUACACCAAACCAACUGCACAAGAAUGUUACGUUAAAUCCAUCGCAAUUACUUGGUAAAGUAACUUACGCAGUUGAGAUUAGGGAAGGAUCUCAAUCAGAAUGGUGUAGAGUGGCAAGUGAUAUACCUUUUCGAUCCUACACUUGUCACUUACGACCUGGCAUCAGCUCUGCUAUACGUAUUGUUGCGAAAAAUAGAUAUGGCGAGUCCUGUCCCACUCCAAUGGCAAUAGUUCAACUCGAUCCUAAUUCAUUAGUUCCGGAUUUAUCACUAGAUCCUCCAUGGAUAGCAAUAAGCCACCCAGGAGAUAACAUCACAGUAAAGAAAAGUAAUAUUCGACUCCUAUGGAAACCUGCAUACAUGCCAGAGUUCUGUACCAGUUGUAUAAAAGGACUAAAACCUUUGUAUCGAGUUGAAUGGAGGCGUGGAUUAUCUGGACAUUGGGUUGAUUUGGCCUGUGGCAUUAGUGAAUGUGAGACGGGUUAUCCUCUCCCAAGAGAUCUUGUAGAAUCCGUGAUUAGAGAAACUCAUGUGGGAAAUGACUUGUCUUUUAACACUGCCAAUUCUAAUAGUUCCAUUGAAUUUCGGAUAUUUUCUUACAAUGAUUUCGGUGAAAGUGGUCCGACUAAAAGCUACAGAUUGAAAGCAUCUCAGAUAUCUAGAGGUCAAGACUGUCGAAAAAAUAGUCAGAUAUCAGAUAAAAUAAAUGACAGGGAUCAAUACGACCACCUAAGUCUUUUGGAUAAGCUGCCGAUUAUUUCAUCCAGUAAGAUACCAAGACGAGAGGUUCAAAUGAUGUCAGUCGAUCCCAAACUGGGUGUCACGCUCAAGUGGGAUCGUUGUACAAGUUCAGAUAUAAAUAAAAGUUCUGAUGAUCACUAUAACUUACUUGGUCGCUAUCGAAUUCAACGUAAAACUUCAAAUGACGCUGACAGUAAUUCCUCACCUGAUAUGUCUAACUGGACAGUAGUUUGUAGAGAAGACGAUCUAAUUCAUGGUGAACAAUAUGUUCUUGAUGUGAAACCGGGUAAAACAGAACAGUUUGUUAGGAUUCUUAGUUUACAAGAAGAUAAAGAAGGCAAUUUAAAUUGGUUGGAUACCCAUGAAAUUCUUCGUAUACCAGCGUUACAUGAAAUCUGCCCUCCAGUACCAUUAGAUAUAGAGGUAAAAUUGACACCCCCAGUUGAAAUAUCAGGUACCGCAGGAGUUCGUGUCACCUGGAAACCUCCCAACUUUGAACUUCCAUUGAACGACAAUUAUUUAAGACAGAUUAAAAAUCAUGCUCAAAUCGACUAUAGAAUAGAAGCUCGUACAACCUUGAGUGACUUAGCGCCUUGGAGACAGAUUGGUAUUGUAUCUGGAUUAUUAGGUAGUAUAGAUGACCAUAAAGCUGAACCCGGUUCACAACUUAUUUAUCGAAUAACACCUAUUAACCAAUUUGGUGAAGGUCCAAGUUCAAGUUCUUAUCCAAUCAAACUUCCACUUUUGUUAACAACUUUAGAAAGAUGUAUUGAAGAUUUUCGUUUUCUAAUACUUGGAUCAAAUACAAUUCAGUUGCGUUGGCGUUUAGGUGAUACAGUGAUUGAUGCAUUAGGAUUUCGGAGAAAUCCAAAUCAGUCAUACAAUAUGACAAGUCAUUUAGAUACAGAUGAAUCAGCUGAAAUAUGUGACCGUGUAAAAUUUUCAAUUGAAAGACGAGAUGGUUAUGCUGGUGAUUGGUAUCCUAUUAGAGAACAAAUCAAUGGAAAUCUUCAUAACAAAAUUAUACUAUCAAAUUUUGAAUAUUUAGAUAAAGAAAUUGCUUGUAGAAUAAUUGCAAAUGUGGAUGGUCAACAAACUAAACCUAGUCGACCUAUCAAUAUUAGUAUUAAGACAGACUUCUUAGUUCCAGAUUUCUCAGCUUUUAAACCACAUUUCAACGUUACAUCAGUUGAGGAAUAUUUGAUAUCAUGGGACGAUCCUGAUAUACAAUCAUUGUAUACAAGUCAUAUUUUGAAUUUAUCAAUACCACAAGUGUUACAAAAAGAUACUACUUAUGCAAUUCAAAUUCAACAUGAAGGUUCAAUUGAAUGGACAACAAUAGCUUCUAAUCUAGAUACAAACCAAUGGACAUGGAUCCAACCAAAUCCAUUGAUUGGUUAUCAUGUUCGUAUUCUACCGUCGAAUCAAUUCGGUUUUGGACAUCCAACUAGAAAUGUGUUAAUACCACCACAAGUUAUUAUCCCUGAUCUAACAUUUAUGCGACCAUCUGUUGAGUCACCGUCAGAUAUUUUAAUUGGUAGAGUUGCGCCAGAACUUGUAUGGCAAAUACCAAAAUCGUAUACUUUAGACAGGACAUUUACUCCAUACACAUUUGAAGUACAAAUUAAAGCUGUAGAGAAGUCAAUAAAUCGUGAAACUAAUGAUGUGGGCAAGAACUCUGAAAAAUCUAAAAGCACAAACAAUGAAAACAUAUGGAGAGUUCUUGCAUCUGGUUUAAAACGAAACCGUUUAUCAUUGGAGCAUUUAAAUCCCGAACAAGAAUAUUGGUUACGUAUAGUUGCUGUUACCGAAUAUGGUCGUGGUACACCAAGUCAACCUGUACGAAAAAUGGCUGAUUUAACUGCAAAACAUAGCCGAUGUGCAUCAGCAUCCGUUGGAGUGAUACAUGAGCCUACACCUACUUCACCAUCAUUUACUGAACCAGAAACAAAUGUGAUUUAUGCACCAAUUUAUGGUCAACUAGAAUUAAAAUGUACAUUUAGUCCUGUUAAUGCUGAAAAUGAAACACGUUUCAAUUGGUAUUUUGAUGGUAAAUUGUUAGAUACAAAUGUAAAUACUAUUUAUCCAACUUUAAAUCAGAAAUUCUAUAAUACAGUAUCCAAGUCUGGAGAUACAGCUGUAUUACACUUGAAUGGGUUAAGUGAAAAUGAUUUUGGUUCAUACAUCUGUAAAGCAGUGCAUAUAUUGGGUACUAGUGAAAAAGAAUUUAUUGUAAAGAUGGCAGAUGCUCCUGUAUUUUUAGAAGUUCCUACUCCAUUGUUGACUGUGAAGUUACAUUCACGUUUUGAAUUGCCUUGUUACAUUGAUGCGUUACCACCUCCAACGAUAAUUUGGACUAGAGAUUCAAAAAGAAUUGUUGAAUCACAUCGUACAAAAAUUGGUAAAGCUGAAAAACAAUCAAUCAAUAAAACGCCUCGUAUGUCAAACUGUGAAUUUAGUACAGAUGCAACGUUAUCAGUAGAAAAAUGUAUUUAUCAAGAUUCAGGCUUACUUGUCGGUUGGCCUCCUUUUAUUGAUUAUGAGACAGGUAGUAUUCUAACUGACAAUAUAUUACAAGCUAUUAUUCCAUUCGAUGUACCAGAAUUGGAAAAUAUUUCAAAUGAAGGCAAAGAUUUUAUUUCACAACUUUUACAAGCUGACCCUACAAAAAGACCUUCAGCUAAAGAAUGUUUAUCUCAUCCAUGGAUUCAAAUAUUUUCACAUUCUGAAAAUAAAUCAGAAUAUAUACUAAAAAAAUUGAAGAAAUAUAAAGAGUUCUAUAAUUCAAUACAACCAGUCUACAUUAUCAGUGAUGAGAAAAAUUAUAAUUCUGAUUUGAAAAAUCAUUUAGCUUCUAUGAUAAGGCAGCCAACUCCAAGUGAAGAUACAGAAAGUGUACUUUCUUCGCGAUCAUCAUCAAUUCUUGGUUUACGAGAAAGUUCCGAGCCAUACAGUGAAUCUCAAUCACAACUGCUUGAUCGAUAUGAGGCACAUGAUUUUAUUGAUGAAAGAUUUAUAAUUCCACCAAACACCAAUAUUCCUACUGCAGACGACGCGUCGGAAAUAAUUGAGCAGAAAUUCAAUUUACAAAGACAAAAUACUCUUACAGAAGCUACUUCCUUAGAAGAAUCAACUUAUACAUUAAUAAAAGAACAAGAAAAAUCAUCAGUGAAUCCUGAUCAAGAAAAUCAACCCACUUCAGUAAAACGUAAUGAGAUUGGAAAUAAAUUUAGUGCUCCAGUGUUUGCUAGUCUACUUCGAGAUGCAUAUUUCAGCGUCCAUACAAGAGAAGUGAGAUUUACUUGUCAACUUGCUAGUGCUCCCUACCUUCCAGAGGGUAUUAGUGAUUAUGAAGAAAUUAUCAAUGAAAUAUAUCCAACCGGCUUGAAUUUUAAUAAAAUCACUAGUUCUUCGGCUGCUGCCGCAUGGUACUUAGAUGGUUGUUUACUCUCCGAUGGCCCAGGUGUUAGUUUAGGUGUAGAACAAGGAGGAUGGUUAUGGCUUUGUUUAAGUGAUCUUCGUCCGGAACAAGAUCGCAGUGUUAUUGAAUGCGUGGUAAGAAAUCGUGCUGGAAAAUCAAGAACAAAAGCACGACUUUUAUUUAGUGAUAUGCCGAAACCCCCUGGUCGACCAGGUCUUAUCGAUAUUCGUCCUACAGAAGCAUUGAUUAGUUGGCUAUCUUCAACAUCAGAUUCGAAUGAAGAUCUGAUUUAUCGCCUUGAUAUCAAAUAUUCAGAACGUGAUAAUGAACCACCUUCAUGGCAUCGACUUGGGUUCACCGUAGAUUGUCGUUAUCUUAUUAAUAAUCUUAAACCUGGUGUAUAUUAUCGUGUCCGUGUAUCCGCCAGAAAUUCAUUCGGUUGGGGCAAUUACAGCAUUGCAUCUUCUGAUUUCCGUACUCCUAUUGUUUCUAUGGAUCAGUCACCAACUAUUCUAUCGCCCAAUGAACGAACAUGGAUCUUCAACUGGCGUCAAUCAGCAAAUAUCUACGCAUUAAGCGACCAUCCAAUAGCUUUACAAUAUGCAAUUGAUCAGCCAAUCAGUGUACCUCCACCACCAGACAAAAUUUUACAGAAACUCAAUCGAUAUAAUGGGAUAAUUCCAAGUUUAGAUGUAUUGAAAUCCAUAUGUAGACCAAUUUGUUUGAUAAAUAAAGGAACAUAUACAAAACUUAUUCUUGGAAAAACUCAUCCAAUGCUAAGUGAAGGAGUGAAUUUCAAUAAUGUUCGACAUCAAAGCAUAUCUCUCCCACCUAGAUUACUAAGCAAAAUCACAUAUCUUAACUUAGAAGAUAAUAAUCUAUUGAAAAAAGCCCGUCGUGAAGCAUUAAUGCUUACUAUUCUUCAUGGAUCUUGUGGUGGAACAUAUUCUUCAUUUGAAGAUUUUUAUAGUGAACAACAUAACUCAUAUCUUUAUACUAAUCAACGACAACUAUUACCAUCUGGUUGGUCAACUGGUUGGUUAGAAGAUGAUGCAGUUAAACCGACACGAAGUAUAUCAGUAAUGCAAUGGAUUCCUGGUGGACGUCUUAUUGACGUUUUGUGCGGUCGAGUAGAAUAUACUGAAUUUUCUGUUAUGAUGUGGAGUCAACAAAUUCUUUCAGCGUUAAAAUGGUUCUACGCAUGCUUUUUAGGACAACCACAUGGAAAUAUUUGUCCGGAACAUAUACUUGUUGCACGACGGACAUCUUCGCUCCCAGAUAUUGUAUUGACUGGGUUCGGUCAUGAAUCUGUUUUAGAUGAAACCAACAACUACUUUUCAGCUCCCGAGUUAUGCAAGAAUCAGUCGAAAUCAAUGGCUUCAGAUUUGUGGAGUGUGGGAGCUGUCAUGAGACUAUUACUAACAGGUGAAAAUCCAAAUGAAAUUGAUGUUCAAAGAAAAAAUUCGACAUCUGAUGAAUCAAUAAAACAGCAAUAUGAUAAAACCAAGAUUAAACAAUCUAAUGAAUUGUCAUCUACAAUUAAUUCUGAAAAUACUUUACGAAAUCAUUUAAAUAUUAAAAAAUUGAAAAGGUUUUCCAAACCUGCAAGAAAAUUUAUAUACAAUUGUCUUAAUCCUUCACCAAGGAAACGUGGAACAGUUGAUUUUUGGCUUAAUUCUCAUUGGUUCAAUUUCAAUGCUGACAAUGUGAACAAUUUAACUUCAGUGAUCAUUCCCACAAAUUUACUAAGAUCAUGCAAACUUGUUCUAGAUCAAAAAACAAAUGUUGACGAAACAGAAGAACUACAGUUUCCUUGA